AUGGGAGGCCUGGAGGGAGAUGUGCAGGUAACAACGGACAGAAAACCAAAAAUCGUCGACAUCAUCGACACAACAGGAAGUGGGGAUGUGGACACGGCCACCGUGGUGGAGCCCAAGGACGGGGAGCUGACCGGCCUCUCGGGGAGAGUGCUGAAGAUCCCGGCGAGCUGGACCAACCCCUCGGGCAAGUACCAUAUUGGCAUAAAGAACGGCUACGACUUUUACCCGAAGGCUCUCAAAGAGAGGAUACAGAAAGAGCGGAAGGAAAAAAUCUGGGACCCUGUUCACAGAGUGGCCCUGGCAGAAGCCUGCAGAAAACAAGAGGAGUUUGACGUCGCCAGCAGUUGCCCUUCUCAAGCAAAUAAGCUAAUCAAGGAGGAACUGCAAAGCCAAGUGGAGUUGCUGAAUUCCUUCGAGAAGAAGUACAGUGACCCCGGGCCCGUGUACGACUGCUUGGUGUGGCACGACGGGGAGGCCUGGAGAGCCUGCAUCGACUCAAAUGAAGACGGAGACUUGAGUAAAUCUACUGUAUUGAGGAACUACAAGGAGGCCCAAGAAUAUGGCUCUUUCGGCACAGCUGAGAUGCUGAAUUACUCUGUUAACAUAUACGACGGCGGGAACCUGCUCUCCAUUGUGACCAGCGGAGGAGCGCACGGGACACAUGUGGCCAGUAUAGCGGCUGGACAUUUUCCAGAGGAACCUGAGCGCAAUGGGGUUGCUCCUGGCGCGCAGAUCCUGUCCAUCAAGAUCGGCGACACCCGACUGAGCACGAUGGAGACCGGCACCGGCCUCAUCAGAGCUAUGAUAGAAGUGAUAAAUCAUAAGUGUGAUCUCAUCAACUACAGUUAUGGAGAAGCAACUCAUUGGCCAAAUUCUGGGAGAAUCUGCGAAGUCAUCAGUGAAGCGGUGUGGAAGCAUAACAUCCUUUACGUCUCGAGCGCGGGGAAUAACGGCCCGUGCCUUUCGACCGUCGGCUGUCCGGGCGGAACGACGUCCAGUGUGAUAGGUGUCGGUGCUUACGUUUCUCCUGACAUGAUGGUCGCGGAGUAUUCACUGAGAGAGAAAUUACCUGCAAAUCAGUACACCUGGUCUUCUCGAGGCCCCAGCGCCGAUGGGGCCCUUGGAGUGAGUAUCAGUGCGCCCGGCGGAGCCAUUGCUUCUGUCCCAAACUGGACGCUGAGAGGGACCCAGCUCAUGAACGGGACGUCCAUGUCUUCUCCCAAUGCGUGUGGAGGCAUCGCCCUGAUACUUUCAGGUCUGAAAGCAAAUAAUGUCAACUACACAGUGCAUUCUGUCAGAAGAGCUCUGGAAAACACUGCAGUGAAGGCUGACAACAUAGAAGUAUUUGCCCAAGGGCAUGGCAUCAUUCAGGUUGAUAAGGCAUAUGACUACCUCAUUCAGAAUACAUCAUUUGCUAACAAGUUAGGUUUCACUGUUACUGUUGGAAAUAAUCGUGGCAUCUACCUCCGAGACCCUGUUCAGGUGGCCGCCCCUUCCGAUCACGGCGUUGGCAUUGAACCUGUGUUUCCAGAAAAUACUGAAAACUCUGAAAAAAUAUCCCUUCAGCUUCAUUUAGCUUUAACUUCAAACUCGUCUUGGGUUCAGUGCCCCAGCCAUUUGGAGCUCAUGAAUCAGUGUCGUCACAUCAACAUACGCGUGGACCCCAGAGGCCUGCGGGAAGGGCUGCAUUACACAGAGGUGUGUGGCUACGACAUAGCAUCCCCUAACGCAGGCCCUUUGUUCAGAGUCCCAAUCACCGCCGUGAUAGCAGCCAAAGUGAACGAGUCGUCCCAUUACGAUCUAGCCUUUACAGACGUGCAUUUUAAACCGGGCCAGAUCCGGAGGCAUUUCAUUGAGGUUCCUGAGGGCGCGACGUGGGCUGAAGUCACAGUGUGUUCCUGUUCCUCCGAGGUGGCGGCCAAGUUUGUUCUCCAUGCAGUGCAGCUGGUGAAGCAGAGAGCCUACCGCAGUCACGAGUUCUAUAAGUUUUGUUCCCUUCCAGAAAAAGGCACGCUGACGGAAGCCUUUCCUGUCUUGGGUGGGAAGGCCAUUGAGUUCUGCAUUGCGCGGUGGUGGGCGAGUCUGAGCGACGUGAACAUCGACUACACGGUUUCCUUCCACGGGAUAGUGUGCACUGCCCCUCAGUUAGACAUCCAUGCAUCGGAAGGAAUCAACCGUUUUGAUGUCCAGUCGUCCUUGAAAUACGAAGAUCUGGCUCCCUGCAUCACCCUGAAGAGCUGGGUUCAAACCCUACGCCCACUGAGUGCAAAAACAAAACCUUUAGGCUCAAGGGAUGUAUUGCCAAAUAACCGUCAACUUUACGAGAUGAUCCUGACCUACAGCUUCCAUCAACCCAAGAGCGGAGAAGUAACUCCAAGCUGCCCUCUACUUUGUGAAUUAUUAUAUGAAUCAGAAUUUGACAGCCAACUCUGGAUUAUAUUUGACCAGAACAAGAGACAGAUGGGCUCGGGCGACGCCUACCCACACCAGUACUCUUUGAAAUUGGAGAAAGGAGAUUAUACAAUUCGACUGCAGAUUCGCCACGAGCAAAUCAAUGAUUUGGAGCGUCUUAAAGACCUGCCGUUUAUCGUUUCCCAUAGGUUGUCCAAUACCUUGAGCUUAGAUAUUCAUGAAAAUCACAGCCUUGCACUUCUAGGAAAGAAGAAAUCAAGCAGUCUGACGUUACCACCCAAGUACAACCAGCCCUUCUUUGUCACCUCCUUACCUGACGACAAAGUCCCUAAAGGGGCAGGGCCCGGGUGCUACCUCGCCGGAUCCUUGACCCUGUCAAAGACUGAACUUGGGAAGAAAGCGGGGCAGGCUGCAGCAAAACGACAAGGAAAGUUUAAAAAGGAUGUGAUCCCUGUUCAUUACUACCUGAUCCCUGCGCCAACGAAGACGAAAAACGGCAGCAAAGACAAAGAAAAGGAUGCAGAAAAAGAGAAAGAUUUAAAAGAAGAGUUCACGGAAGCGUUACGAGACCUUAAGAUCCAGUGGAUGACCAAGCUGGACUCCAGUGACAUCUACAACGAGCUGAAGGACACAUACCCCAACUACCUGCCCCUCUACGUGGCGCGACUUCAUCAGCUGGACGCCGAGAAGGAACGAAUGAAAAGACUGAAUGAAAUUGUUGAAGCUGCAAACGCUGUCAUUUCUCACGUAGACCAAACAGCGCUGGCAGUUUACAUUGCAAUGAAGACUGACCCCAGGCCCGAUGCAGCAACUAUAAAAAAUGACAUGGACAAGCAGAAGUCCACCCUCGUGGAUGCUCUCUGCAGGAAAGGCUGCGCCCUGGCCGACCACCUGCUUCAGGCCCGGGAACAGGACGGGGCAGUCUCCUGCGACCCCGAAGGAAGAGAGGACGAAGGCGACAGUGUUCUGGAUUCCCUGACGGAGACUUUCUGGGAGACUACAAAAUGGACUGACCUUUUUGACAAUAAGGUUCUGACGUUCGCGUACAAGCAUGCCUUGGUGAAUAAAAUGUACGGGAGAGGCCUUAAAUUUGCCACUAAGCUUGUGGAAGAAAAGCCAACAAAAGAAAACUGGAAAAAUUGUAUCCAGCUGAUGAAGUUACUUGGCUGGACCCACUGCGCGUCCUUCACUGAGAACUGGCUCCCCAUCAUGUACCCGCCUGACUACUGUGUGUUCUGAGCUAGGAGCCAGGCUUGACAUUUUACCGAAGUUUUAUAGUGAAUGGAUAUAAAGCAAAUUUGUGACAUUUUUAGUCUAAUGCAUGUUUUCAUCCACUAUCACAUACUGAUUAUUAAAUGAUGUGUAUUUGUCAGAGAAUCCGCUGGCGUGUGGCUCAGUACAUGUGAGACGAGGCCUCUGGCACCCUGGUGUUUUCUGAAAGCCUCUACCGCUGCGGCUGUGCCCGCUGCCGCUGCGGCUGUGCCCGCUGCCCGCUCCGGCGCCUUCCACGUGGGCCGCAGCUGUCAACGUGCAUGUGGGUUUUCAACAGGAACUUUUAACUGCAAACCUGUACAAUUCUAUUUUUUAUUUUAUAAAUGAACAGGGUUUUAACAUGCUCGACUUUAAUUUUUUCAAUUGUCUGAAGGCCUUAAAAAAGCUACGUUCAGUGUAGCUAAAAUUAUUUAUUGAACUAAAAAGUAACCGAACUUAAUUUCAGAUUUUUUUGGCAAAAGUUUACAUUUAAUUAAGGGGAAAAACUAAAACCGGCACAAAUAAAUGUGUGGCAGUUGCUGGAGCAUCCGUGCUUCCUUCAUAGAUUCUCACAUCUUGAGGUUAUUUCAGGCCAAUCAUCUCUAGCGUCCUCUUGACAUGCAGAGUAUCCGAAUGAACUGAUGAGACAUGUGUAAGUGCCAGACAGCUAAAUCUCUAUCAGGUAUUGUAAAGAUACACAUAUGGUAUGUUCAUUAAAGUUGAAAUAAUGUAAUCACGUGAAUAAAUGUGCAAAAACCAAGAUCCCAGUACACCAUAUGCACUCUGAUACCUUAAUUUUUUUAUAAAUAAUAAAAACGAAUAUUGAACCUU
This is a messenger RNA of Condylura cristata (star-nosed mole), 4494 nucleotides long. It is a transcript of the gene TPP2, whose product is annotated as tripeptidyl peptidase II. Gene Ontology annotation, biological process: proteolysis. Lineage: Eukaryota; Metazoa; Chordata; Mammalia; Eulipotyphla; Talpidae. Gene Ontology annotation, molecular function: serine-type endopeptidase activity; tripeptidyl-peptidase activity. The coding region runs from base 1 to 3651 and encodes 1216 amino acids. The record is from RefSeq and is a predicted model, not a curated record. The transcript is spliced from 30 exons. Gene Ontology annotation, cellular component: cytosol.